AUGUCUACAGUUAGAGCACAAAAUCUCCAAGAUCUCAUUUAUAAGCGCGGACAAGCUGGCGUCACAAAAGCCAGUGUAACAAUUGUAUUUGACAAUCGAGAUACCAAGAAAUCGCCGAUCGGUUUCGAAGAAUAUGCCAGCAUCAGCGUGACGCGUCAGAUUGUGUUGGGCGGCACUUCAAAAUAUCUCAUCAAUGGCCACCGGGCGCAACAGCAGACUGUGCAAAACCUGUUCCAGUCCGUACAACUCAAUAUCAAUAACCCUAAUUUUCUCAUCAUGCAAGGGCGUAUCACCAAAGUCUUGAAUAUGAAAGCCGUUGAGAUCCUUGCUAUGAUAGAGGAAGCUGCCGGAACGAGAAUGUUCGAGGACCGUCGAGACAAAGCACUCAAAACAAUGGCCAAAAAGGAACUAAAACUCCAGGAGCUGCGAGAACUAUUAAGAGACGAGAUCGAACCCAAGCUAGAAAAGCUUCGAACAGAAAAGCGAGCAUUCCUCGAUUUUCAGCAAACCCAAAACGACCUUGAGCGUUUAACAAGAGUUGUUGUUGCCUACGAUUAUAUCAGAUGUCAGGAGAAACUGAAGCAGUCUGCAGCCGACUUGGAGGACAAGAAAAAUCGUUACAAGAAUUUGGAAGAAUCUGCGAUUCGACUCAAGAGCGAAAUAUCACACUUGGAAGAAGACGUGAAGAAAGUUCGAGCUCAGCGAGAUAAGGAGAUAAAGAAGGGAGGGAAAGCCGGCGCCCUUGAGGAGACCGUCAAGAAGCAUGCAAAUGAGUUGGUGCGUCUCACUACUGUGAUGGACUUAAAAAAUACGAGUUUAGCGGAGGAAAGGGAGAAGAGGCAAACAGUCGGGAAGACUGUCACAGAGAUGGAAACAGCUUUGAAGGACAAGACAACUGCUUUUGACAAUGCGAAGGCAUCUUACGAAAAGGCAAAGGAUGAUCUUGACAAGCAAACUCGGGAGGUUGAAUCGAAGGAAGAGCUUUUGCAAACCCUUCAAACUGGCGUCGCUUCCAAGGAUGGUCAAGAGAGUGGCUAUCAGGGUCAGUUGCAGGACGCGAGGAAUCGAGCCACAGCGGCCACCACCGAACAAGAACAGGCCAAACUCAAAAUUGCACAUCUUCAAAGUCGACUUAAGGAAGAAGAGCCACGCGCCAAAAAGGCAAAGGAACAGAACGCUGGGCUUCUUCGUGAUCUCGACGGACUAAGGGAACAAGUUCAACAACUUGAAAAGGGGCUCUGCAAGUUGGGCUUUGAGCCUGGGCAAGAAGAGGAAAUGUACAAACAAGAGACACAUCUACAACAGACAAUUCGAGGCCUUCGCCAGGAUUCAGACAAACUCAAGCGCCAAGUAGCCAACAUCGACUUCAAUUACGCAGACCCCGUUCCGGGAUUUGAUCGAUCUAGAGUAAAGGGGUUGGUUGCGCAACUUUUCACCCUUGACAAGGAGCAUACCAAGGCUGGCACAGCCCUCGAAAUUUGCGCUGGUGGCCGACUUUAUAACGUAGUUGUCGACUCAGAGGUCACAGGUACUCAGCUACUCCAAAAAGGUAAAUUACGAAAGAGAGUCACCAUAAUUCCUCUGAACAAGAUUGCUGCUUUCAAAGCGUCGGCCGAAUCUAUCGCGACUGCACAAAAUAUCGCGCCUGGAAAAGUUGAUCUUGCUCUUUCUCUUGUCGGAUAUGAUGAAGAAGUGUCUGCGGCUAUGGAGUAUGUCUUCGGAAAUACUCUAGUCUGCGCCGAUGCGGAGACCGCCAAGCGCGUGACUUUCGAUCCCAAUGUCAGAAUGCGAAGUAUCACUCUUGAAGGUGAUGCUUACGAUCCUUCCGGUACACUCUCGGGAGGUAGUUCGCCCAACUCUAGUGGUGUUUUGGUGACGUUGCAGAAAUUGAACAUUAUCACGCGUCAGUUGAAGGAAGCUGAGCAGACACUGAAAGAAGUCCAAACCAAAAUCAGCAAAGAGAAGUCAAAUCUGGAUCAGGCUCGUCGUAUCAAGCAAGAACUCGAUCUCAAGAAUCACGAAAUCAAACUUGCAGAAGACCAGAUUAGCGGUAAUUCUUCGUCCUCAAUCAUUCAGGAAGUGGAGAAUAUGAAGACCAGUAUCACUGAGAUUCAAAACAACAUUAUUGAGGCCAAGUCCCGCCAGGCUGAAGCCAAUGCAGAUAUCAAAAGGAUCGAGAAAGAUAUGAAGGAUUUCGAUACCAACAAGGAUGCAAAGCUUGUUGAACUCCAGAAGUCAUUGGAUGAGCUGCGAGCUGAUCUUCAGAAGAGCUCUGUAGCGGCCAAAAGCCUGCAAAAGGUGCAUCAAAAUGCUCAACUUGACCUAGAACAAGUGGGAGCCGAUCUGUCCGCCGCUCGAGAGCAGCUUCAGGAAGCUGAGGUUGGAAUCAAAGCGGCGCAGCAGGAUGUUGAAAGUCUUUCAGGACAGCGUGCUGCGUUGAAAGAAACGCACGACACUGUCCAAGCUCAGCUAGAUGAUGAGAGAGCCAAGCUCAGCUUGUUUGACGACGAACUUCGUUUGUCAGAGGAAGCCAUGCGGUCAAAAAACGCCCGCAUUACAGAAGAAGGGCUAGAAAUACAAAAACUUGGCCAUCAAAUUGAACGAUUCCACAAAGAACAGCAAGGAGCUGCGGAUAAUGUUGCUCAUCUGGAAUCAGAGUACGAAUGGAUCCAAGACGAAAAGGACAAAUUCGGGCGAAGCGGAACGCCUUACCAUUUCCAGGGCCAAAACAUUGGUGAAUGCAAAGCCACACUGCGCAAUCUUACAGAACGUUCCCAGGGGAUGAGGAAGAAGAUCAACCCCAAGGUUAUGAAUAUGAUUGACAGUGUCGAGAAGAAAGAAGUCACUUUGAAACACAUGAUUAAGACGGUCAUCCGCGAUAAAAGGAAGAUUGAAGAAACGAUCGUCAGUCUCGACGAUUACAAGAAGAAGGCCUUACACGAGACAUGGGAGAAGGUGAACGGCGACUUUGGCCAAAUUUUCUCGGAACUGCUUCCUGGGGGCAGUUUCGCCAAACUUGAUCCCCCUGAGGGCAAGACUAUUAGCGAUGGUCUUGAAGUCAAAGUGUGCUUGGGCAAGGUGUGGAAACAGAGCUUAACAGAGCUGAGUGGUGGCCAGAGAUCCCUGGUUGCUCUUUCGCUCAUCAUGGCACUUCUGCAAUUCAAACCAGCGCCGAUGUAUAUUCUUGACGAAGUUGACGCUGCUCUGGAUCUCUCCCAUACGCAAAAUAUUGGCCGUCUGAUCAAAACGCGGUUCAAAGGCUCGCAGUUCAUUGUCGUCAGUCUGAAAGAUGGUAUGUUCCAAAACGCCAACCGAAUCUUCAGGACACGCUUCAGUGAAGGCACGAGCAUGGUACAGGCCUUGACACCGGCGGACAUGAAGUAA
Metarhizium album ARSEF 1941 is the source of this 3384-nucleotide messenger RNA. RefSeq names its product condensin subunit. Gene Ontology annotation, biological process: chromosome organization. Gene Ontology annotation, cellular component: chromosome. The coding region runs from base 1 to 3384 and encodes 1127 amino acids. NCBI's taxonomy places the organism in Eukaryota, Fungi, Ascomycota, Sordariomycetes, Hypocreales, Clavicipitaceae. The record is from RefSeq and is a predicted model, not a curated record. The transcript is spliced from 3 exons. Gene Ontology annotation, molecular function: ATP hydrolysis activity; protein binding; ATP binding.